GUUGACGGCUGUGGCAAGGACCUUUCUGGCGAGAAGGCUUACCUGCAGCGGUACUCGGUAUGCGAGGGGCACUUCAAAGCCGAUGUGUCUUUUCUUCACGGUCAAGAGGUGCGGUUCUGCCAGCAAUGCAACAAGUUCCAGGAUCUGCGGGAGUUCGAAGGUGCUCGGAGG
Messenger RNA from Volvox carteri f. nagariensis, 171 nucleotides. RefSeq lists its product as uncharacterized. The annotation marks the transcript as partial. Gene Ontology annotation, cellular component: nucleus. The record is from RefSeq and is a predicted model, not a curated record. Lineage: Eukaryota; Viridiplantae; Chlorophyta; Chlorophyceae; Chlamydomonadales; Volvocaceae. Gene Ontology annotation, molecular function: DNA binding. The transcript has a single exon.